UCCUAUAUAUUUGCCAUCUGUUGCCCAUCAGUACAACUACUCUUGCAAGAUUUUUGAUAAUUAAAAUGGAACAUUAUUAAAAUUUUAGAGAUUAAUAAAUUUCAAUAAUUUUCUUCCGCUGCUGAUAUGUCUUAAGUGUUAAUAAUAUUUAGUGGGUGUUACCGAGGUUUUUUUCUUUAUUCUAGUUUAAUUAUUAAUAAAUAGAAUCGAAGCUACAACAGCUGCUUUCCGAUUUAAUACUGUCAAUAUUUGACUUCAUCUUAAAACAUGACAGAACAACAGCUGGACUGUGCAUUGGAUUUGAUGCGAAGACUCCCUCCUCAGCAGAUUGAGAAGAAUUUAAGUGACCUCAUCGAUUUGGUUCCUAGUCUGUGCGAAGAUUUAUUGUCCUCUGUUGAUCAGCCCCUCAAAAUAGCUCGGGAUAAAACUCUUGGCAAAGAUUAUCUUCUCUGCGACUACAACCGUGAUGGAGACUCAUACAGGUCUCCUUGGAGUAACACAUAUGAUCCACCACUGGACGAUGGUGCAAUGCCAUCUGACCGACUGAGGAAACUUGAGAUUGAUGCAAAUGAAGCGUUUGACCAGUACAGAGAGAUGUACUUUGAGGGAGGCGUCUCCUCAGUGUAUUUAUGGGAUCUAGAGCACGGCUUUGCAGGCGUCAUACUAAUAAAGAAGGCUGGAGAUGGAUCUAAGAAGAUAAAGGGUUGUUGGGACUCUAUUCAUGUAGUUGAAGUACAGGAGAAAUCCAGUGGUCGAAAUGCCCACUAUAAAUUGACAUCAACAGUAAUGCUUUGGCUUCAGACAAACAAAUCUGGUUCUGGUACUAUGAAUUUAGGUGGAAGUCUCACAAGACAGGUGGAAAGCGAUUCCAAUGUAAAUGAAGCUAAUCCUCACAUUGCUAAUAUUGGUCGAAUGGUAGAGGAUAUGGAAAAUAAAAUUAGGAAUACUUUAAAUGAAAUCUAUUUUGGAAAGACCAAAGAUAUUGUGAAUGGACUGAGAUCUGUACAAUCACUUACGGAACAGAGACAACAAGCAGAUCUGAGGAACGAUCUUGCCAAAGCCCUCCAGAAGAGGCAGGCCAAGAACGAAGUCUGAAAUAUAAAAAUUCAAAUCAAUAGCAAAUAAACUGUUUUCGUUUCUUUUUCCCAAUUCGAAGGAGAAAAACACAACUGUAAUGAUUUUUUUUUAUAAAUAUAUAUAUAUAUAUAUACAUACAUUAUAUUUCAGUGGUUGAGAAGUGGAUUUAAAAAAAAAAAAUGGUGUCUGUUUUAGGUGUGUACAUUACUCAGUUGAGAGGUUGAAAAAUUUUAUAUUUUUCUGCUUAUUUUUUUAUGUUUCAGUAACAUGUAUGUUCCCUGUGUUAAAAAUCCCGAAAUAUAACAGCAAUAUGGCUGUUGAUUAUGUUCAAUGAUGAUAUAAUUAAAUUUAGAUUGCUUUAUCUGUUUUUUUUUUUUUUCUUUCAACAGAAAAAGAAAGUAUUUGUAAUAAUUCCUUGCAUUGUGUGUCCUUAAAUUUUUAUUAUCCAUCCAAUAGACUUCAUUUAUUGUUACUUGUGGUUAUUUAUUACAAUAAAUAUUUUCACAAUUGUU
Messenger RNA from Parasteatoda tepidariorum (common house spider), 1589 nucleotides. It is a transcript of the gene cpb, whose product is annotated as F-actin-capping protein subunit beta. Lineage: Eukaryota; Metazoa; Arthropoda; Arachnida; Araneae; Theridiidae. Gene Ontology annotation, biological process: negative regulation of filopodium assembly; actin cytoskeleton organization; cell morphogenesis. The record is from RefSeq and is a predicted model, not a curated record. Gene Ontology annotation, molecular function: actin filament binding. Gene Ontology annotation, cellular component: cytoplasm; F-actin capping protein complex.